UUCGUCUCCGGUCUUCACCCCCUUCCUCCCCGUCCUCGUCCCCGCCUCGCCGCGCGCCCUAACCCUAGCUCCCUCGAUUCCACGCUGAUCGAGCCGAGCUCGCUCGCGCGGGAGCCCUGGUUGCCCUCGCGCCCUUCUAAUCUCGCGCGGAUUCGGCGCCGCGCCUCGAAAUGGACCCGAUGGACAUCGUUGGCAAGUCCAAGGAGGACGUCUCCCUCCCCAAAUCAACAAUGUUUAAGAUAAUUAAGGAGAUGCUUCCUCCUGAUGUUCGAGUGGCUAGAGAUGCACAGGAUCUUCUUGUUGAGUGCUGUGUAGAGUUCAUCAAUCUCCUGUCUUCUGAAUCCAAUGAAGUGUGCAGCCGAGAAGAGAAGAAAACGAUUGCUCCUGAGCAUGUUCUCAAGGCUCUAAGUGAUCUUGGCUUCAGAGAGUACAUUGAUGAGGUUUAUGCUGCAUAUGAACAGCACAAACUUGAUACUCUGGACUCUCCAAAAGCUGGCAAGUUCACUGGGAUCGAGAUGACAGAGGAAGAAGCUGUUGCUGAGCAACAAAGGAUGUUUGCUGAGGCCCGAGCAAGGAUGAAUAAUGGAGCACCAAAGCCAAAGGAGCCAGAACAAGAAGCACAGCAGCAACCACAUCCUCAACUUCAGUUGCAUACUCCACCACAGCAACCCAUGCAGCCUCAACUGCAGUUGCAUUCGCCAACACAGCAGUCUGUCCAACCUCAACUGCAGCUGCACCCCCAAGUGCAGCCGCAUCCUCAGCAAUCCCAAGUGCAGCCGCAUCCUCAGCAAUCCCAAGUGCAGCCGCAGCAGGCCCCACAGGUGCAGCUGCACCCUCAGCCGCAACAGGCCCCACAAGUGCAGCUCCACCCACAGCCGCAGCAAUCCCCACAAGUGCCACUCCAAUCACAGCCGCAGCAAACCCCACAAGUGCCGCUGCAUCCAUCACCAGAGCAACCCUCGCAACCCCAACCCCAACCGCAGGUGCAUCUGCAAUCGCAGGAGCCCCCACAAGUGCAGCUGCAAGCUCAGCUGCAGCCACAGGUGCAAACCGAGCAUGGCGUGGACAGUUAGAGACUCAGCGUUGUGUAGCUUCAGUAUAAGUGGAAACGGGUGCUUUUGCUGGCAUUUACUAGGAGCCUGUAUGCCUGCUUGUGACUUGUUAGAUCCUGAUUUAGGUUUCCGUGCUUCAUGUACAAUGUAAAUCCAGUGUGAUUGCAGGUUGCCUUGUCGCUAAUAAACCGAAGCCGUUAGUUACUGAUGAUGAUGCCCGGAAUACCGAAUCCCUGACUAUGCCUGUAGGCCGUAGUCCCAUGGCAUGGAAAGAUAUUCUGUUAUCAUUGUAAUAGCCUAACUUGACAUUUGUCCAUGGUGAUAGUGACUGAUUUGAAUGAGCUCUUGGUGCAUA
Molecule: messenger RNA, 1407 nt
Organism: Setaria italica (foxtail millet)
Lineage: Eukaryota; Viridiplantae; Streptophyta; Magnoliopsida; Poales; Poaceae
Product: protein Dr1 homolog
Exons: 5
Coding region: 171-1073 (300 amino acids)
Molecular function (GO): protein heterodimerization activity
Source: RefSeq, a predicted model, not a curated record